AUGAUCACCGAACCCUGCCGCCACCCCUCCAAGACCCCUUGGCUGCGCGCAGAAAGAGCGGAUUUCGCUGCGCAUUUCGCCGUGGUGCCGCUCGAAGAGGCAGAGGCGAGGCGGGGCACGGGGAGUCCGUCACGAGCUCGAGGCUGGUGGACGGUCGAGGCUGGGAUGCCGGGACGCGCGUUUUCGGUGAACGGGAGGGGCCCGCCGCCUGCGGUGUGGCACGGGCCCGGCUACGAGCAGGGCGCUCUCUUGGGUGGCCAGCCUGCUGUCAUGACGAAUGCUUCCCUAUCAUAUGCCGAGGAGCGGAGGAUGCUGAAUGCAGAGCACAUGGCCGAGGAGAGGAGGGUGCAGGCACUUGUGAAGGACCGUGUGGUCUUGUUCUUUCAGCAGUACCGGGAGAUCGUGAUUGAGCGGUUCGGAACGGAGCGUCGCAACAUGAGUCAACACGAUCUGGACUUCCUUCUGAGUCAUGCCUUCAAUGACGAAGUCGCGCGGUUGACGCCACCAGAGCUGCUGCCCACACAGCAGCUGAACCAGCAGCUGAGAGGCCAGCCAAGAUACAGAUUAGUAUUCGCGCACGAUUGCCAAGCCAAGUCCUGCAACGAUCCGUCAUGCCCCCUCUGCCUGAACAACCCCAAGAGACCAUGUGGGGUCGAGAUCUUCAAGAGGAAGUACUUCGAGCAUGACGUCAUUAUUGCAAAUUGCAAGGGUCCGAUCAAGCUGCAGCUGUGCGAUGCCCAAACAGGCGAGGUUGUCAAAAUCAACAUUACAGUAGAGCUGUUCAUGCUGAAGGGCACUGCCUACGACCAAAAUUUUCCCGCGGGCAUUCCCCACUGUGCCUGUGACGCCAUUGGAGCAUGCGCUCUCCUGAUGGUCAGGGGUGAAGACAAGGACGACAGAUCAAAGGUGGAGACGCCAUUGCUACUAUCUGACAACAUUCCGAAUCAGCCCAAUGGGAAGUUGCACAUUUGUCUCCAGGAUGGAGAGGCAGUGCUCCCGAGCGUCAAAGUCUUCAAGAGCAGUGAGGCACUGCUGGGCGGGCGGAAAACGCCCUAUCGGCUGUACGCGGGCAUCCCAAGGGACUCCUCCACGCUGCUUCCUGAGACUGUUGCUCCGGCCGUUGAUCCGCUAGGCUUCGUCGUUGCCACCCAAAGGGCCAAACUGCAAGAAAAAAAGGGAAGACCUUUCCUUGCUGACCCGAUUGCCAGCCUGGAUCAGAUUGGAGGACGGAGAGUGGAAACACUUGGGUGCUUGGAUGCGAAGAUUGACCUUCCCGCUGGCGUUCUGGGGAAGGUGCACACAGUCAAAGACUUUCUUACCCUCGGAAAUGAUCUCCAAAGACAUCCACAUCACAAGAAAGAAAUUCUUACCCUUCUGAAAAUGAACGACCUUCAGUGGGCGGAGGCGUGGAAACACGCCAAGACUGCAGUGCAGGCGGACAAUAAGCUUCGAGUGUGGUGGUUCACCAAUACAGAGGGGCUGCUGUAUGAGUGCGAGACUGGGGAGGUGAAGCUGAAGGGCCCAGCAGGCUACAUAAGCUGCGGGGAAACCCCACAUGCGAUGCCGUGCUCGGACUUCCCACCUGAUCAGCAGGAGAGCCUAAACGACCUGCACAAGGACGCAUUGAGGAGCUACGGAAUGCCCGGACAUCCUGGGUGGGAGGUGUACCCGUACGACUCCAUCGACUUCAAGGCCAAACCAAGUGCUAUCCGAAUCGCGCGUCCAACAAAGCUGAUUAUCCCACUGCCCAAGGUUGAAGGUGAACCUGAGGCUGCCGAUUCUGGGCGGAUUGUGAGUGGGCUGUCAGAGCUCUCCCUUGAUGACUCGCGCUUCAACAGUUGUCUCGGUUCUGGGUUGAACUGUUUCAGAGGUGGCUAUUCCUACCCAAAGGAUACCUUUUCCUACCCCAAGGAUGAAAUGUCAAUGGAGUCCGUAGAGGUUGAAGGUGAGGCAGCUGGAGCAACAGCCAUGGCCGAAGCCUUUGGCAGUCCACAAUCAGAGUACCCCAUGGACUCUACACUGAUGCCUCAUCCAGGGGACCCAGGCUGCUCGAUGCCGCCGCCACAGCCCCGCAUCCCUCACUCUCCUCCAGACAGCGCCUUCACCGCCCCGUCGCGCCCCACCUCCCUCCAGCAGCAGCCCUGCUGCUACUCCAGGCCCGACCAGUUCAACGACCACCGACUGACGAUCAAUCCAGCCAUGGCCCCGCCCAUGCACAUCGCCGGCCAAAUUGCCCUAAACAUAAAGCCGAAAGAGGCGCAAACCGAUCCAAAUGGCGAGCGCGGCGCGGAGCAGUUUGAAUUUGACCCCGGACGGGAUCAGUUCCAGCCAGAUACGUCGGUACAUGCCGCCCACCGCGCGUUUGCCGAAGACGGCAUUGGGCAGCCGUUUCAAGAUGUGGACGAGAUGCCCAUCAACUCAGAGGACCUGGGGAGCUGGAGGUGUCUCCCGACCAGCGGGGAGCAAUUCUGCGAGGUGGAAACCGCCAAGUCCAUGCUGCAAACUCAGAGGGACCCCUCUCAGUUCCCCCAUCCAAACGACGGAACGUAG
This is a messenger RNA of Ostreobium quekettii, 2550 nucleotides long. NCBI's taxonomy places the organism in Eukaryota, Viridiplantae, Chlorophyta, Ulvophyceae, Bryopsidales, Ostreobiaceae. The record is from the annotation of a GenBank genome assembly.